AUGAGUAGUGAGCCAGAAGUCGGUGGUAGUUACGGCCGAGACUUCCCUCGUGGAAGCCUCCUGCAUCAAAAAGUGGGACAUGAGCUUGAAUGGGGAUUCUUCAAGUAUCUUUUCACCGGUAUCCUUUGGGAGAAACCGGACAACGGCUAUGGAGAACGUCAGGGCCUCAUGAAAGCGCGAGAUAUUCUCCUCGGAAAGAAUGUCUUUGUCAACGUGAGAAUCCUGUGCAGCAAGAACUGUGACCUUGAAGAUGAGAAGGUAGUCGCCAUGAUCGACCGUGCCAACGAGGCUUUCGAUUAUGAAGUCAAUACUUUCCAUCAGCUUUAUGAUACCGGCCGCACUCCUGUUGUCAUCACCUCUACUAGGAUUCUCCAGGACAAUGGUUGGGAGAACCCUGGCGGCUACCUGCACAUAUACGUGAUGGAGGAGUACCCCCUGCUGGGCCUUGACGAUGCAUUCGACGUCAUGUCGGAGGCCAACAUCCCCAUGCUUGAGAACGAACUUUACUCGUGCUUCGGCAUCUUCUUCCGCCACAGGCUCGCCUAUUACGCGGCUGACUACGAAUACAAGUAUGAUGCAGCGCGGAAGAUCUUGUUUGCGGUCAACAUCGAGAACUUUCACUCAGUCCGGGACCUCGACGACCUUGAAGCGGCGGAAAGUUACUUCUCGGGAGUCAUUCGCAAUCUUCAGCGCACGAUUGAAAUCAAAUCAGCCCGUGCCCUGGAGGCUCGCUCUCGCGCACUCGCGUCUCACAGCAUGUUCGAAGGUACCGUGGAGCACUGGGAAGAUAUCAACGACGAGCACCCUUUGACUGAAUUUAACACUCGCUCCUAG
Aspergillus affinis is the source of this 834-nucleotide messenger RNA. RefSeq lists its product as uncharacterized. The record is from RefSeq and is a predicted model, not a curated record. The transcript is spliced from 4 exons. Bases 1 to 834 code for a protein of 277 amino acids. NCBI's taxonomy places the organism in Eukaryota, Fungi, Ascomycota, Eurotiomycetes, Eurotiales, Aspergillaceae.